Gamsiella multidivaricata is the source of this 1131-nucleotide messenger RNA. Its product is annotated as CoA-transferase family III domain-containing protein. Gene Ontology annotation, molecular function: catalytic activity. Lineage: Eukaryota; Fungi; Mortierellomycota; Mortierellomycetes; Mortierellales; Mortierellaceae. The transcript has 2 exons. The record is from RefSeq and is a predicted model, not a curated record. Bases 1 to 1131 code for a protein of 376 amino acids.
AUGUCAGCUCCACUCACCGGUCUCAAGGUUCUCGAGAUCGCAGGUUUGGCACCUGCGCCGUUCGCAGGCAAGGUCCUGUCGGACUUUGGUGCAGACGUAGUCCGUAUCGACCGUUCGACCUCCGUCAUGAAUCUCGAUGUCCUCGCUCAGAACAAACGCUCGCUCGCCCUCAAUCUCAAAUCUCCCGCAGGCAUUGAGGCCCUUCUCCGCCUCAGCGAGACCGCAGAUGUGAUUAUUGAGCCAUUCCGUCCAGGUGUCAUGGAGAGACUGGGGUUGGGACCAGAUGUGAUGCUGAAGAGGAACCCAAAGCUGGUGUAUGCACGAAUGACCGGGUUCGGACAACAGGGACAUUAUGCCAAGAUGGCGGGCCAUGAUAUCAAUUACCUGGCAAUCUCAGGAGUCUUGAGCACGCUAGGAAAACACGACGACAAACCCGCAUUCCCGAUCAACCUCCUCGCAGAUUUUGCCGGUGGUGGACUAAUGUGUGCACUCGGGGUCCUUCUCGCCCUCCAGGAACGCGCCCGCUCUGGCAAGGGCCAAGUCGUCGACGCUGCCAUGAUCGACGGUGUCUCCUAUCUCGGCUCAUUCGUCUACAACAUGCACAAAGCCGGUGCUCUCUUCCAAACUCCACCUGGUACUGGUCAAUUGGAUGGAGGCGCGCCCUUUUACGACACCUACAAGACCAAAGAUGGGCGAUUUAUGGCCGUAGGAGCCAUUGAGGCCGAUUUUUAUGAACUAUUGCUUCAAGGAUUAGGACUCGAGAAGGAGAAGGAUCAUUUGCCGGAGCAGAUGGAUAUGAAGAGUUGGCCAAAGAUGAAGGAAAUGUUCACGGCGAUCUUUUUAACGAAGACGCAGGAGGAAUGGGUGAAGGUAUUUGAUCUGACGGAUGCAUGUGUGACACCGGUGCUGGAGUAUUAUGAGAUGCCGACACCGGCCCCAGCGCCACGGUUGUUGAGAACCCCGAGUAGGCAGCAUAGCGCGGAUGCGGGGCAAGACGAGGAGAUGUUUUUGGAGGUAGGAGGGCAGAGUAAGGCCAUUUUAGUCGAAGCUGGGUUCUCGGAGGAGGAAAUCCGGGACUUGGUGGCCAAGAAUGCAAUUGCCGGCGCAGGAUUGGAGAAGGCCUCGCUUUAG